Vanessa tameamea is the source of this 1335-nucleotide messenger RNA. It is a transcript of the gene Parp16, whose product is annotated as protein mono-ADP-ribosyltransferase PARP16. Bases 98 to 1255 code for a protein of 385 amino acids. Gene Ontology annotation, cellular component: membrane; nuclear envelope; endoplasmic reticulum tubular network. The record is from RefSeq and is a predicted model, not a curated record. Gene Ontology annotation, molecular function: kinase binding; protein serine/threonine kinase activator activity; NAD+ poly-ADP-ribosyltransferase activity. Lineage: Eukaryota; Metazoa; Arthropoda; Insecta; Lepidoptera; Nymphalidae. Gene Ontology annotation, biological process: endoplasmic reticulum unfolded protein response. The transcript has 7 exons.
CGUUGAAUAAUUAAAUUACACAAUCAGGACUACAUUCUAUGAUUUCAAAAUUAUGAUAAAAUCACUUAAAUUUUAUAACUAAUAUUAAAAAUAAAAUAUGGAUAGAGAAUUUGAUGGGCUAUCAGAUACAGGUACAAAUUGCAACAUAGCAACAAAUUCAGAUACCUUAUCAGAAAAUCAAGCAAAGUUAGAUACUUUAGAGAAAAAGGCAGUUCAUCUAAGACUAGUACUCGAAAAGGACUUUAAGGCAGCGGAUGUAAAAUGGAGUUUAUUUGUAGCUGCAGCCUUUAGCUUCAGAUAUGAAAGUUGCCUAAGACCGUUCCCGCCUGUUUUUAUUAAAAAUGGAAUUAAAGACAUGGAUGAAUUGCUUAGCGUUAUAACAGAUGUGCCAGCUUUGGAUUUAGUUUUACAACAGUUAGACAAUCUUGAUAACUUGGCCAAUAUAAGUGACAUUCUUGAUUUGCUGUUUUAUGUACUUGUAAGAUUAAAAGAACCAUGCUUAAAAACUGUACCACCGGAAGCGCAUGAAGCAAUAUUAAUGAAUACGAACUCCUUGUUGCCGGCGCCAAAACCUCAAUAUAUUUUUCAAUGUGUUAGUUCAAAUAAUUCGAAUUCCGAGUUAAAAUGGAGAGAGUUAUCAAAAGAUCACAAAGUAUUUUAUGCUUACUACGGAAAUCGUUUGGAAAACUUUUUUACGAUAUUGAACUUUGGACUACAACAACACUUAAACAAGACAACAUUAAUGGGAAGUGGCGUGUAUUUAACUCCAGAGUUGAGUAUAAGUUUGCCGUAUAGCCACGUAGGUUUUGGCUGGGGGGCUAGUUGUCUCGGUGGUCAUCUAUCAUGUGUUGCAAUGUGCGAAGUUAUCGACGCUCCUGAAGGAAUAAAUUACCAGAAGCCUGUUUCAAAUGAAGGUGAUAGUGGUAGAUAUGAAGAAGAAAAAAAUAAAAUGAUCGUCGACCAAAAUCUUGGAUCUCGACUGGUACACUAUGUUGUUACCAAUUGUGAUUUAAUAAAAGUUCGCUACUUAUUGGUGUACGCCAAGCAACCUACUUCGAUGAGAUUUUCUUCAAGCAGCUCAAAUAGGGAUGCGGGUCUACGUCAGUGGUUCGCAAGACAUAAGCUGUUUUCUAUUCUUCUUGGAUACGGUCUAAUGCUAGCAACUAUUGGUUUUGCAAAUAAUCAACCUAUACAGUACUAUUACAAAUUUUUAUUAAAGAAAUUAGAUGUGGCAAUCAGCAAUGCAAAAAUGUAAAGUUUAAAAAGUUUUUAGUUUAAAAUUUUUAAGUGUGAUUUAUGUCCAAAAUGUUUAUAAAAUAAAACCUUUAAAUAUAA